GUGUAAGCAGCGAGACGAGACGGGGAUUUAGGGAACUCUCCGUUCAGACCGAAGGGACUUGGUACUUUCGUUUAAAGCGGCCAACGACACAACCGUGUCCUCUACGCACUCCGACAUCUUUGACUCUUUGUCCGCGACUCUGCAGCCAUGUCCGUCAACGUCCAUAUCAAUAGCCCCAAUGUGAAGUACACGGACACACACAUUGUGUCUCAGUACUCCUACCAGACCACAUCGGUCCACAGAGAUGGGAACAAAGUGACAGUGACCCCGCACACCACCGAGAUGACCUUUUCCACGGAGAGACACGUGGCCCGGCUGGGUGUGAUGCUGGUGGGCUGGGGGGGCAACAACGGUACCACGGUGACGGCAGCGGUGCUGGCCAACAAGCGAGGCCUCACCUGGAGAACCAAGACUGGGGUGAAGAAAGCAAACUACUUCGGCUCCCUUCUGCAGGCGUCGACCAUUUGUCUCGGGUCGGGGCCCGAGGGCGAGGUCAGCGUGCCGCUCUGCGACCUCCUACCCAUGGUGCACCCCAACGACAUCGUGUUUGACGGCUGGGACAUCUCCUCCAUGGACCUGGGCAGCGCCAUGGAGCGAGCUCAGGUGCUGGACUGGUCGUUACAGGAGCAGCUGCGUCCGCUCAUGAGCCACAUGAAGCCCCGUCUGUCCAUCUACAUCCCCGACUUCAUCGCCGCCAACCAGGAGAGCCGCGCUGACAACGUGCUCACGGGCAGCCUGGCGGAGCAGGUGGAACAGAUCCGGGCGGACAUCCGAGACUUCCGCCAGUCGAGCGGCGUGGGCAAGGUCAUCGUCCUGUGGACCGCCAACACCGAGCGCUUUUGCGACGUCACGCCGGGCGUCAACGACACGGCCGAGAACCUGCUGGCCGCCAUCCAGGAUGGAGCGGAGGUCUCCCCCUCCACCCUGUUUGCGGUGGCCAGCAUCCUGGAGGGCUGCGCCUACAUCAACGGCUCCCCCCAGAACACCUUCGUGCCGGGGGCCGUGGAGCUGGCGGUGCAGAGGGGGGUCUUCAUCGGGGGGGACGACUUCAAAUCCGGCCAGACCAAAGUCAAGUCGGUGCUGGUGGACUUCCUGGUCAGCUCAGGCAUCAAGCCGACCGCCAUCGUCAGCUACAAUCACCUCGGCAACAACGACGGGAAGAACCUGUCGGCGCCGCAGCAGUUCCGCUCGAAGGAGAUCUCCAAGAGCAACGUGGUGGACGACAUGGUGCAGUCCAACUCUGUGCUGUACCAGCCGGGGGAGAAGCCCGACCACUGCGUGGUGAUUAAGUACGUGCCCUGUGUGGGAGACAGCAAGCGGGCCAUGGACGAGUACACUUCUGAGAUCAUGAUGGGCGGGACCAACACCAUCGCGAUGCACAACACCUGUGAGGACUCUCUGCUGGCCACGCCCAUCAUGCUGGACCUGGUGGUGCUGACGGAGCUGUGUCAGCGCAUUGCCGUGCGGCCGCAGGGGGACGAGGACUUCAUGUCCUUCCACAGCGUCCUGGCGCUGCUCUCCUUCCUCUGCAAGGCGCCGCUGGUUCCAGCCGGCACGCCGGUCAUCAACUCCUUCUUCCGCCAGAGGGCGUGCAUCGAAAACGUCAUGAGAGCGUGCCUCGGCCUCCCUCCUCAGAACCACAUGCUGCUGGAGCACAAGCUGCAGAGGGACUUCCUGCCGCCACCGCCGGGCGCCGCCUACGUCAACGGCGACGUGGCCGCCAUCAAAAAGCCUGCCCUCACCAACAGGAACCACACGGCGCUCUCCAACGGGAUCCAUCAACGUGCGGAGGACGCGGCUCACACGUUGUGACCGUAGAUGUACCGUUGCACACACACAGAAACAUGAAGGUGCAUCUGGAACCGAAGAUGGUUCUUCAGAGUGAUGUCAUAGAAGAACCAUUUCUGGUUCCACAAAGAACCUUUCAAACCAAGGUUCUUUAGAGAACCAUUUUCUUAAAGAGUUCUUCAAAGAACCUGUAAAGGUGUCUCAAGGAACCUUAAAAAAGUUAUCUUUAAGGCACCAUUUCUAGUUCCUCAAAGAACCUUUCAAACCAGGGUUCUUUAAAGAACCAUUUCCUUAAAUAGUUCUUCAAACAACCUUCAACAAAUGGUUCUUUAAGGCACCAUUUCUGGUUCCUCAAAGAACUUUUCAAACCAGGGUUCUUUAAAGAACCAUUUCCUUAAAUAGUUCUUCAAACAACCUUUAACAAAUGGUUCUUUAAGGCACCAUUUCUGGUUCUACAUAGAACCUUUCAAACCAGGUUUCUUUAAAGAACCAUUUCCUUAAAGAGUUCAAAGUACCUGUAAAGGUGCCUCACAUGGUUCUUCAGUAGGUGACGGUUCUUUGUAGAAACACAAAGCCUUUUAAAGAACCAUUUAACAACUAUUAUUUUUCUGUGUGCGCUUGUCAACUUGAUAGCGUGCAUAAUAAGAACAACAAACAUUCUCAUUCUUCUAUCAUUGCAACUCAACAACAACAACAACGAUUUGAGUAAAUUUAACAUUUUAAAAUCAUGGGAAUUCAGCAAGUUUUGGUAUAUUUAAAAUAAAAAACUGUUUUACCUCAAGAGCUACUAAAACUCCACAGAGGGGAAAAGAAGCCCAUAAACUAUAACUCCAUUGGUCUAAGCAGGCUAUUGUGUUCACAUGUGGGACCAAUUCACUGUUUAUUAGUUUUGUUUAUGUACUGUAUUUAAAAUAAGUACUGGGAACAUCAAGACUGACAAGGUUUUCUGUGUGCACUGCAUUAUGUAAAACACGGUUUAUUUUUUAAUAAGCAGUUACUGAUCAAGUGGUAAACCGUUACACGCUUUGUUUGAUGAAUGAGGGUUAUAGCUUAACUUUAUGUUGUCAUUGUUUGAAGUUACAGGAGAUAUGUAUGCAGUUUUCACUGUUUAGUUGUGACUGUUACGUUUAACCGUAACCUGGGUUAAUUAUACACAAUAAACAUUUUAAAUGUU
Pseudoliparis swirei is the source of this 2962-nucleotide messenger RNA. Its product is annotated as inositol-3-phosphate synthase 1-A-like. NCBI's taxonomy places the organism in Eukaryota, Metazoa, Chordata, Actinopteri, Perciformes, Liparidae. The transcript has 11 exons. Bases 148 to 1812 code for a protein of 554 amino acids. Gene Ontology annotation, molecular function: inositol-3-phosphate synthase activity. The record is from RefSeq and is a predicted model, not a curated record. Gene Ontology annotation, cellular component: cytoplasm. Gene Ontology annotation, biological process: inositol biosynthetic process; phospholipid biosynthetic process.